Messenger RNA from Closterium sp. Naga37s-1, 684 nucleotides. NCBI's taxonomy places the organism in Eukaryota, Viridiplantae, Streptophyta, Zygnematophyceae, Desmidiales, Closteriaceae. The record is from the annotation of a GenBank genome assembly.
AUGGCGUGGUGUAAGUUGCGCGAUUCAGGCGUCUGUCUGAAGAAUGGUGAAGGGCGAUGUGUGUGGCGGACCGACCCCUUUCCCCCUUUCCGACCCUCUCCUCCCCCUGCGUUCCACCCCCCCCUCUCCCCCCUCCCCCCUCCCCACUCCCUUCUUCCUCUUCUCGCUCGCCCCCCACCCCUCCGUUCUUCGCUCAUCCUCCCCCCCGCUCUCCCCUCAUCUCCCCCCUCUCCGCUAAUCUCCCUGCGAUUUCCGCCUAUCUCCCACCGCACACACCCCUCAUCCCCCCUCCGCUCUUCUCCCCUUCCUCCCACCCUCCCCAAUAUUCGCUCACCCCACUACCCCUUCCCCCACCAUGCCUCCCCUCCCCCCUCGCUCGCACCUCAUCCCUCUCUCCAUCCACCCUGCGUUCCCCCAAUUCCCCCAGUCCUUCCCUCAUCGUUCCCCUCACUCACCCCUCAUUUCUCCCACCGAUUCAUCCCAUGCAUCCUUAAUCCCCCUCCCCUCCCCCCCCCCCACUCCCUCCCCCUCGAUCCAUCUGUCAUCCCCCCUCUGCUCACCCCUCACCCCACCCCCCCCCCCUCUCUCCACGCACCUCCGUCUCUCGCCCUUAAUCUCCCCUCUCCCCAAACCUCUCCUUGCUCUGCUCACGCCCCACACACCCCUCAACCGCCUCCCACGUAA